AUGAAGUUCCCCCUCCUUAGUGCCAUUGCCCUCUUCGCGGCAGCCACUGCCGAAACCAACAACGCCGUCAGGAGCAUUGACGGCCGCGGUCGAUCGCUCGAGCAGGAGGCCGCUUUCCAAACCGAUGCCGAAACCAACCGCGCUUGCCAAGAAAAAAAUGCCAACUACAUCCCGUCCCUCAAAGCUGGACAGUACACGUCCAGUGCGUUCCACAACUGUUUUCACACCAUCGACCAAAUCUACGAGUUCGCUGAUGCGUUGGUCGAACGAAACCCGACGUUGCUGAGCAAGUUUGUCAUCUCCAAGACGUACAACGGGGCCACGAUUUACGGGUACAAGUUGACCAAGGGUAACGCCCAGUCGCUGUACUUUCAAGCCCAAGUCCACGCCCGCGAAUGGAUUGCAGGCUCGUCGAUUCUGUUCUCGUUCGCGUCGAUUCUCGACGAUAUUGCCAACGAGAAACCCACGGCCGCCGACGCGUACGACUUGUACUUUGUGCCAAUCGUCAACAUUGACGGUUUUGAAAGCACAUGGAACGGGAACGGCACCCGGUUCCAGCGCAAGAAUGCCAACCAAGUCGACUUGAACCGGAACUGGCCCACACGCAUGAAGAACCCAAGCCCCCCUCCACAAGACGAUGAAACGUACCCCGGGCAGAAGCCCUUCAGUGAGCCGGAAACCGCGGGCAUCAAUGCAUGGAUCGAAACCAAACGCGACGAAAUCCAGGGGUACUUGGACAUUCACGCGUAUGGGGGGCUCCUCUUGUACCCGUCCGCAGACACCAAGCAGCCGAUCGGCGACGGGUUUGACGAAAAGUUCCAAGUGCUCGGCCGUGGAAUGAAAAACGUGAUGGGGGAAUACAAGCCUCAACCGGCGUCUGCAUUGUACUUGUCGUAUGGAACGUUCCGGGAUUAUGCUUUCCGCGAGUUCAAGAAACCCGCCUUGACGAUUGAAGUGGUGGGCUAUAAUUUUAUCACGGACGCGUCGACCAUCAAGAGACGCGGCACCGAAGUGUACAAAGGCAUCAACAAAUUCGCCAAGGAAGUCACCUUGUUCAACGGUGGGGGGGACACCAAACCCCCGUCGCCAACAUCGACCUCCAAGCCGUCCCUUACCACCGCCCCAUCAGCGACCACGUCGUCCCCAGGACCGAAACCUGUGACACCGUCCCCGUCCGUAACGAAACCUGUGGAACCGUCCCCGUCCGUAACGGAACCUGUAACAUCCUCCCCGUCCGUUACGGAGCCUGUAACACCAUCUCCGUCCGUAACGGAACCAGUGACACCGUCGCCGGUCGUAACGGAACUUGUGACACCGUCCCCGUCCGUGUCGUGCAAUGGUUGCUCGGGAUGCUACUCUGCGUUGCUCUCGCACUGCUUUCCAAGAGGCUAUUCCCGUGCUCAAUGCGAUUCGUUCAACGGCGCUGGCUACCAUACCACGUGGUGUGGCAAUUACUAG
Molecule: messenger RNA, 1458 nt
Organism: Aphanomyces astaci
Lineage: Eukaryota; Oomycota; Saprolegniomycetes; Saprolegniales; Verrucalvaceae
Exons: 1
Coding region: 1-1458 (485 amino acids)
Biological process (GO): proteolysis
Molecular function (GO): metallocarboxypeptidase activity; zinc ion binding
Source: RefSeq, a predicted model, not a curated record